This is a messenger RNA of Rhinolophus ferrumequinum (greater horseshoe bat), 1239 nucleotides long. Its product is annotated as olfactory receptor 1444-like. NCBI's taxonomy places the organism in Eukaryota, Metazoa, Chordata, Mammalia, Chiroptera, Rhinolophidae. Gene Ontology annotation, molecular function: G protein-coupled receptor activity; odorant binding; olfactory receptor activity. Gene Ontology annotation, biological process: G protein-coupled receptor signaling pathway; sensory perception of smell. Gene Ontology annotation, cellular component: membrane. The record is from RefSeq and is a predicted model, not a curated record.
AUGGAGAAUAGCACAGAAGUGACAGAGUUCAUCCUCUUGGGAUUAACUGAUGACCCCAAUAUUCAGGUUCCCCUCCUCCUGCUGCUUUUGUUUAUCUACCUCCUCACUCUGGCUGGAAAUGGGGCAAUGAUGACAAUCAUCCACUCAGACUCCCAUCUUCACGCUCUGACGUACUUCUUCCUCAGCAACCUCUCCUUUGUAGACCUGGGUGAUUCAUCAGCCGUAGCUCCUAAGAUGGUGGCUGCAUUGCAGUCAGGGAACAAAGUCAUCUCCUACAAUGGAUGUGCUGCCCAGUUCUUUGUGGGUUUUGCGGUCGAGUUCUACCUCCUGGCCUGCAUGGUCCAUGACCACCAUGCAGCUGUCUGUAGACCUCUUCAUUACACCACCACCAUGAGUAAGGUGUGUGCCCUGCUGGCUAUUGGCUCCUAUAUCUGUGGCUUCCUCAAUGCUUCCAUCCACACAGCAGACACCUUUAGAUUCUCCUUCUGUGGUUCUAAUGUGAUUACUCUUUUUUUCUGCAACAUUCCCCCACUCCUGGCUCUCUCAUGCUCCAACACACGCAUCAGCAAGUUGGUCGUUUUCUUUGUCAUUGGCUUCAAUGUCUUUUCCACUCUGCUGGUCAUCCUCAUCUCUUACCUUUUCAUAUACAUUGCCAUUCAAAGGAUGAGUUCUGCUAAAGGACAGAAGAAAGACUUCUCCACGUGUGCGUCCCAUCUCACCACAGUCUCCAUCUUCCAUGGCACAGUCAUCUUCCUGUACUUACAGCCCCCCUCCAGCCAGUCCAUGGACAUGGACAAAACAGCAUCUUUGUUUUAUACUGUAGUGAUUCCCGUGCUGAACUCCUUGAUCUACAGCCUUAGGAACCAAGAAGUGAAAAAUACUCUCUGGAAAAUACUCAACAAACUUUAUCCCCAAUCUUUAAGUGUGAGUAGAAGGCAGGCAGUUGAGGAAACCAAAGCUUUGAGAAGUUCACUUGCCUGCGUACUGUUAACAAGAGGAGCCAAGAUCGAACACAAGGAAGCUGAGGCCUGGGGAAGGGAAGUGGCUUCUGAGAGUCUCAUGUCCAGGAAGCGGCUGAGCCCCGUUUCGUGCCGUUUCCCAGCCUUGCAGACCACUGCACACACCACAGCCGCCCUGGCUGGUGGCCACAGCCCACUUCAUGCUUGCUUCUCCCUGGAUGUUUCUGACAGAGUCAUCUUUUGUUGCUAUAAACAUAUUACUGGUUCUCUCCUCAGAUAA